AAAUUCACGACUGACGAUUCGGAGGGGCAACUUUUUGGCGAUUGACUCUCUCUAUCCAGCGACUGCACCACCUUUCUCCCCCAGCAGCCAUGGCGACCGCGACGAUGACCGCGCAGGCGCCUGCCGGGACGCUGAACAAGAAGAAGGCGGCCGACAUGAUCCCCGAGAGCGAGCGCUUCCUGCGCUGCUGCGCCGACCUCGCAAACGCCCUCAUCGAAGAUCACGAGGCCCAGAAGAAUGGCCAGCCCGGCAAGGACGUCAACCUGAACACGAUCCGCGGCAAGAUGGCCAAGAAGCACAAGCUCAAGUCCGUGCCGCCCCUCACCGCCAUCAUCGCCGCCAUUCCCGAGCACUACAAGAAGUACAUCCUGCCCAAGCUGAUCGCCAAGCCGAUCCGCACGAGCUCAGGCAUCGCGGUCGUGGCGGUCAUGUGCAAGCCGCAUCGCUGUCCGCACAUUGCCUACACGGGCAACAUCUGCGUCUACUGCCCCGGCGGGCCGGACUCUGAUUUCGAAUACAGCACACAGUCCUAUACUGGAUACGAACCCACCUCCAUGCGAGCGAUUCGCGCACGCUACGACCCCUUUGAGCAGGCGCGUGGGCGAGUGGACCAGUUGAAGAGUCUGGGGCACUCGGUCGACAAGGUGGAAUAUAUCCUCAUGGGCGGCACGUUCAUGUCACUCUCCGAGUCCUAUCGCGAGGACUUUAUUGCGCAGCUGCACAAUGCGCUGAGCGGGUACCAGACGUCGAACGUGGACGAGGCCGUGGAAGCGGGCGAGAUGAGCAACAUCAAGUGCGUGGGAAUCACGAUCGAGACAAGGCCGGAUUACUGUCUGCAGCCGCACCUCACAGACAUGCUGCGGUACGGCUGCACGAGGUUGGAGGUCGGCGUGCAGAGUCUGUACGAGGACGUGGCGAGGGAUUCCAACAGAGGCCAUACGGUUGCCGCGGUGGCAGAGACCUUUUGCCUGGCCAAGGAUGCUGGGUUCAAGGUCGUCAGUCACAUGAUGCCUGACCUGCCUAACGUGGGCAUGGAGCGCGACAUGGAUCAGUUCAGGGAGUACUUUGAGAACCCUGCAUUCCGAACCGACGGUCUCAAGAUCUAUCCUACACUAGUCAUCCGUGGCACGGGGCUCUACGAGUUAUGGCGCACAGGACGGUACCAGAACUACACACCCAACGGGCUCAUCGACCUCGUGGCAAGAAUACUGGCCCUCAUCCCGCCGUGGACACGAAUCUACCGCGUCCAGCGUGAUAUCCCCAUGCCACUCGUCUCCUCCGGCGUGGAGAACGGCAACCUGCGCGAGCUGGCGCUGGCGCGUAUGAAGGACUUUGGCACCUCGUGUCGCGACGUGCGCACACGCGAGGUCGGCGUCAACGAGGUCAAGAACAAGAUCCGCCCCAACCAAAUCGAGCUCGUGCGUCGCGACUACACAGCCAACGGCGGCUGGGAGACGUUCCUGGCCUACGAGGACCCCAAGCAGGACAUCCUCGUCGCGCUGCUGCGUCUGCGCAAGUGCACCGAAAAGUACACCUACCGCGAGGAGCUGACAGGCCAGCCGACGAGCAUGGUGCGCGAACUCCACGUGUACGGCACCGCCGUGCCCGUGCACGCGCGCGACCCGCGCAAGUUCCAGCACCAGGGCUUUGGCACGCUGCUCAUGGAGGAGGCCGAGCGGAUCGCGCGGGACGAGCACGGCAGCGACAAGCUCAGCGUCAUCUCGGGCGUCGGUGUGCGGAGCUACUACCGCAAGCUGGGCUUCUGGCUUGAUGGGCCGUAUAUGAGCAAGUGGCUCGACGGGCGGCCGCAGCCGGAGGAGUAUUGAGACAAGCGGGUAGGGAACAGCAUGGGACGGCGUAUCUAGGCGCAUUGCUUCUUCAUGGGAAUGAAUACGGACACGGAAUUUACAACUUUACUGUCACUACGUACACGGACGUUCAUGUUGAUCACCUCGAGGCUCGGCCCCACGUCCCGGUCUCCGAGCUGUCGAAACGGUAGGCCGCCUCCACCGCCGUUUGCCUCUCUGGAGUCUGCACCAUUACAUACAUACACCGCCAGUGUAAGCCAUCAUGACAGUCCGACGCAUCGUUCCCUCCGACCCAGCUACUUCAGAGUCAUCAACAGACCCCUUCGCGCUCCCGCCGCAAAGACGGCAUCUUCUCGUCAACGCUCGUGUCGUAGAGCCCCUCUACUCCUCCGUCACAGACCUCACCUGCGUACGGCUGACUGACGGU
Molecule: messenger RNA, 2235 nt
Organism: Emericellopsis atlantica
Lineage: Eukaryota; Fungi; Ascomycota; Sordariomycetes; Hypocreales; Bionectriaceae
Exons: 1
Coding region: 90-1826 (578 amino acids)
Biological process (GO): tRNA wobble base 5-methoxycarbonylmethyl-2-thiouridinylation
Cellular component (GO): cytoplasm; nucleus; elongator holoenzyme complex
Molecular function (GO): acyltransferase activity, transferring groups other than amino-acyl groups; iron-sulfur cluster binding
Source: RefSeq, a predicted model, not a curated record